GCGCGUGCGUCGGGGCCGCGGUGUUCGAGGUCGAGGAGGCGGGUCGCCCCGAUGAGGAUGGAUUCUUCUUGGUGGCGUGGCUGCAGGGAGCUUCUCGGGCCUCGCAGCGCGCGGGCGUGGCCUCGAUGUUUCCGUCGCCAGGGGCUGGCGUUCAGCUGGGCUUCGCCCGCUUGUGCCGCGCCGGACCAGAGACCUGCCCCGUGCAAGAGAUCGGCGCGCCUGGCGCGUUCGCCGCCCGCGUCGAGCGGGCGCGCCGGGCAGAGGGGCAGCUCGAG
Messenger RNA from Prorocentrum cordatum, 275 nucleotides. Lineage: Eukaryota; Dinophyceae; Prorocentrales; Prorocentraceae. The record is from the annotation of a GenBank genome assembly.